Salarias fasciatus (jewelled blenny) is the source of this 1937-nucleotide messenger RNA. It is a transcript of the gene dmrt2b, whose product is annotated as doublesex and mab-3 related transcription factor 2b. The coding region runs from base 534 to 1880 and encodes 448 amino acids. Gene Ontology annotation, molecular function: DNA-binding transcription factor activity, RNA polymerase II-specific; RNA polymerase II cis-regulatory region sequence-specific DNA binding. Gene Ontology annotation, cellular component: nucleus. The transcript is spliced from 3 exons. Gene Ontology annotation, biological process: regulation of transcription by RNA polymerase II; sex differentiation. The record is from RefSeq and is a predicted model, not a curated record. NCBI's taxonomy places the organism in Eukaryota, Metazoa, Chordata, Actinopteri, Blenniiformes, Blenniidae.
AGCUCCGCAUUGUGGCCCGGUCUAGCGAUCCGCUUCUUCUUGGAAACAGCGUCAGCGAGCAGCUGAGAGGGGCUUAACAUUUCAAACGUCUGGCGGUAGGCUGCAAAGUUUCCAUCUAUGAAAACUCAGCCAUGAAGCCGCAGCAGUAGGCUGGUGUUGGACACAUCACAUGGCUGGCUGCAGCAGGAAUCAGUUUUCUGACAAGUUGUGCGCGCAGCCUCUCAAGAUCAGUGGCCGCACGAGUCGGUGUGGUGUCUUUAUGCUGGAUUUUUUUUAAACUAAAGAUGAUGCGCUGAGCUUUUGUAUGAUGUAUUGAAGCUGCGGAAAGUUUUUUUCUUUUUUCCUUUAUUUGCUGUUAAGUUUUUGUUCACAUGCGUGCGUAAAGCUUAAACUUUAAUAGUGGGAUAGCACUUUUAAUACUUCAUUUAGUUCUUUUAAAAAAAAGUCACUUGGUUGUCGGUGAAUUUUUCUUUUAUUCUGACAACACAACAUACAGCGGAUUAGAAGUGGGACUCUGUUGAUAUUAGUCAUAGAUGUCCGCUCAGACAGAAGGAGGCCUGCAGCUGGAGACCACAGCGAAACUUGACGCACUAAAAUCUGAGGAAGAUUUUGACGUGACAAGUCCUGACGGAUGCGCCGGUCAGCGCGGCCGCCCCGGGGACGCAGCGGUGAAUAGAGUGGCCCUGUCUGCAGAGGGCCAGCAGCAGAAACCACGCAAGAUGACCCGGAGCCCCAAAUGCGCCCGCUGUCGAAACCACGGCGUCGUGUCGUGCUUGAAAGGCCACAAACGCUUCUGCCGCUGGAGGGACUGUCGAUGCGCCUGCUGCCUGCUGGUGGUGGAGCGGCAGCGCGUCAUGGCGGCGCAAGUGGCGCUCCGGCGGCAGCAGGCAGCGGAGGUGAGGAGAGCAGGACAGGGUAAGAGGGGGGUCAGGUGUGCAGCUCCUCUGCGGAGAGCAACGUAUCAGUGUUACACCAGAGCAGCAGCAGCAGCAGCAGCAGAAUCGAGCUUUGUGGCUGAGAGCAUCCUGCAGGGGUUAAAACCUACUGUGCCUCCUGAAGACGACACCAACUGCUGGUCCAAGCAGACCCAACGAGACCAAGCACACAUCACGUGCCCCUCCAUCAGCGCUCGCAUGAGGAAGAGAAGAGCCUUCGCAGACAAGGAGUUGGAAAAUGUGAUGCUGGAGCGGGAGCUGAGACAGCGAGAGCUGCAUAAUGACUUCACUUUCCCGUCCUCUGCUCUUGUUCCCAUGCUUCACCCUCCUCCACCUCUGCCUAUCUCCCCCGGUCUUCACUGCUGCCCUCACAGCAAGGACCCCACCGCUGCAGGCCCAUCCAACUAUGUGCCUAUGUACAGAUAUAAACCUCUUCUCGAGUGCGACUUCCACUUCUAUCAGUUAUUCCACCUAAAGAGCAGGUCCGCUGCAGGAGGCGGCUAUAAUGAGUUUUUGUCAGGCCGAAGCUCAGAGCAGAGUAGAGCCGAUCAGGAGGGCCAGAGCGGGAGGAAGGAUUGUGAGAAGAAGAAUCAAGCCGAGCUAAAUCCUAUACCAUCCCCUCCAAGACUCAAAAAUGAUGUCAGCACCAUGUCGUGUGCGGGUCUUAUCAAAUCGCCUUCACAACCAACUGAAAUAAUGGACUCAAAUAGCUUUCCAGCAGUCACACUCGUUCUGUGUGGAUCAGAUCAGGGUGGACCAGACAUCCACGCACCCAGCAGGACUUUUGAUCCCAGACCUCUGACAGUUAAGAGCUGGAGCACAGACUCUCCUGCAGCCCAGGCAGGACGUCAUGCGGACUCUGUCAAGAGCCCUCAUGGCAACUCAGGCAGGACUCCUGGUGUGAAGCCAUUACCUUUCUCUGUAGAGGCUCUGCUGAGGGCCUAACAGGCAAAUGGAAAGUGGAGUAUAGUGCACUUUGUUAUGUCUGACUAAGAAUUGAAU